AAAUUGGUAAAAUAUUCAAAAACUCUUUGGUCAACUAGCUACAUGCAAUUAAUAAGUGGCAACAUCGUUUCCUUUCUUUCAGAUUUAUAGUAAAAUAAGUUCGGAAUGGCAGACGCUGCGCCGUCCACUGCGCCUAAGGCGAAAACGCCUAAAACUAAGGCACCUAAAGAAAAAGUGGCCAAGGCUGCUCCAGCAGCUCCUGUGGAGCCCACAAAGGUCCUUCGCAAAGCAUCAAAGCCCCGCCACGGCAGGCUGUACGCAAAGGCCGUAUUCACAGGAUAUAAGCGUGGUCUACGCAACCAGCACGAGAACACCGCUCUCCUCAAGGUUGAAGGAGCAAAAGACCGUAAUGAUGCAGUCUUUUAUGCUGGCAAGCAUUGCGUCUAUGUGUACAGAGCUAAGAAGAGGACACCAAUUCCCGGAGGUCCCCGUGGCAAAAAAACCAAGCUGCGUGCUAUCUGGGGCAAGGUGACCCGCCCACAUGGCAACUCUGGCAGUGUUCGAGCCAAGUUCAAGUCUAACCUCCCUGCCCAGGCUAUGGGACACAGAAUACGAGUGAUGCUGUAUCCUUCCAGGAUCUAAGAACCUUCUGCUAAUUAUAAGAAUAAAAUC
Molecule: messenger RNA, 612 nt
Organism: Bombyx mandarina (wild silkworm)
Lineage: Eukaryota; Metazoa; Arthropoda; Insecta; Lepidoptera; Bombycidae
Gene: RpL35A
Product: ribosomal protein L35A
Biological process (GO): translation
Cellular component (GO): ribosome
Molecular function (GO): structural constituent of ribosome
Source: RefSeq, a predicted model, not a curated record